Messenger RNA from Notolabrus celidotus (New Zealand spotty), 1313 nucleotides. It is a transcript of the gene eif2b1, whose product is annotated as eukaryotic translation initiation factor 2B, subunit 1 alpha. Gene Ontology annotation, biological process: translational initiation. Gene Ontology annotation, molecular function: translation initiation factor activity; guanyl-nucleotide exchange factor activity. The record is from RefSeq and is a predicted model, not a curated record. The transcript has 9 exons. Gene Ontology annotation, cellular component: eukaryotic translation initiation factor 2B complex. Lineage: Eukaryota; Metazoa; Chordata; Actinopteri; Labriformes; Labridae. Bases 360 to 1268 code for a protein of 302 amino acids.
GCACGCUGUUCAUGGAGGACACGUUAGAAACGUCAUGACGUCAUCUCUCUGCGACACAUCAACACGCAGCUCUGUGAGAGAUGAGCUAACUCAGUGCAACUCUGCAAAUAUCGGUUACAGAACUUCACACGCUGAUCCAAGCUCAGUGUUUGAGCUUUACUUUGAGAGCUGUGACUGAAAGGAUUAAAUCUGAAAAGUUAUUUUCACAUUUUUGUUUGGAGUUUUGUUCAAACGAAGGCUGGAGUGACGCGGAGUCAGCAGCUCAUGUGUCAAAUUUGACGAAACUCAUCAAAAAAAAUCCUCCUGGUUUGUUUUUAACUUAAAGAUAACAGCUUUAGGCUCUCCUUUAGACAUUGAAGAUGGAAGAAGAAGAGCUGGUGGAGUACUUCAGGACCCAGAUGAGGAAAGACCCGGACAUGGCCUCAGCUGUGGCUGCAAUCCGAACUCUGCUGGAGUUCCUCAAGAGAGACAAAGGUGAGACCAUCCUGGGCCUCAGCAACAGCCUGACGUGGGCCACAGACUGCCUGACAAAAGUGGACUCCUCUGUGGCCGUGUCCUCAGGAGGAGAGCUCUUCUUGCGCUUCAUCAGUCUCACAUCCCUGGAGCACCAGGAUCUGUCUCGCUGUAAGAAGGUGAUGGAGGAGAGAGGAGAACUUUUUCUGGAGAAGAUCUCGUUGUCCAGGACCAAAGUCGCCAAGCUGUGUCACACCUUCAUCAAAGACGGAGCAAAAAUCCUGACUCACUCGUUCUCCAGAGUGGUCCUCAGGGUUCUGGAGAAAGCUGCAGCUGAGAAGAAACGCUUCUCUGUGUAUGUGACUGAAUCGCAGCCUGACGCCGCCGGGCGAGAGAUGGCGGACGCUCUGAGGAAACUCAACGUUCCUGUGACGGUGGUCCUGGACGCUGCUGUGGGGUACGUGUUGGAGAAAGUAGAUCUGGUCAUCGUUGGUGCAGAAGGAGUCGUAGAGAGCGGAGGAAUCAUCAACAAGAUCGGCACCUAUCAGACGGCCGUUUGCUCCAAAGCUCACAACAAACCCUUCUACGUGGUCGCGGAGAGCUUCAAGUUCGUCCGCCUCUACCCGCUCAACCAGCAGGACGUCCCCGACAAAUUCAAGUACAAAGCCGACACCCUGAAGACCGUCCAGAACCUGUCAGAGGAGCACCCCAUGAUCGACUACACGCCCCCCUCCCUCAUCACGCUCCUCUUCACCGACCUGGGAGUCCUCACGCCGUCGGCCGUCAGCGACGAACUCAUCAAGCUUUAUUUAUGAAAACAAACUGUGCCUCUAAUCUCUGAAUAAACACAUGAAAAGGUC